Messenger RNA from Myotis brandtii (Brandt's bat), 1531 nucleotides. RefSeq names its product general transcription factor IIH, polypeptide 4, 52kDa (gene GTF2H4). Gene Ontology annotation, molecular function: ATPase activator activity; double-stranded DNA binding. The record is from RefSeq and is a predicted model, not a curated record. Bases 1 to 1446 code for a protein of 481 amino acids. Gene Ontology annotation, biological process: nucleotide-excision repair. Gene Ontology annotation, cellular component: transcription factor TFIIH holo complex; transcription factor TFIIH core complex. Lineage: Eukaryota; Metazoa; Chordata; Mammalia; Chiroptera; Vespertilionidae. The transcript has 2 exons.
AUGGUGGUGGCGCAGGUCACCCGGGAGAGCGUGCAGCAGGCCAUCACCAGCGGCAUUACGCCCCAGCAGAUCAUCCAUUUCCUAAGGACAAGGGCCCACCCAGUGAUGCUUAAACAGACACCUGUGCUGCCGCCCACCAUCACAGACCAGAUUCGGCUGUGGGAGCUGGAAAGGGACAGACUCCGCUUCACCGAGGGCGUCCUGUAUAACCAGUUCCUGUCGCAAGUGGACUUUGAGCUGCUGCUGCAGCCUUUGCCACAAGCUGCUGUGGCCCUGUGGGUCAAGAAGGAAUUCAGCAAAGCUCAGGAGGAAAGUACAGGGCUGCUGAGCAGCCUCCGGAUCUGGCACACGCAGCUGCUUCCUGGUGGUCUCCAGGGCCUCAUCCUCAACCCCGUCUUCCGCCAGAACCUCCGCACUGCGCUUCUGGGUGGGGGCAAGGCCUGGUCUGAUGACACAAGUCAGCUGGGACCAGACAAGUAUGCCCGGGAUGUCCCCUCACUGGAUAAGUACGCCGAGGAGCGAUGGGAGGUGGUCCUGCACUUCAUGGUGGGCUCCCCCAGUGCAGCCGUCAGCCAGGACUUGGCUCAGCUCCUCAGCCAGGCGGGGCUUAUGAAGAGUGCUGAGCCUGGAGAGCCGCCCUGCAUCACCUCUGCUGGCUUCCAGUUCCUGUUGCUGGACACCCCCGCCCAGCUCUGGUACUUCAUGCUGCAGUACCUGCAGAUGGCCCAGAGUCGGGGCAUGGACCUAGUGGAGAUCCUCUCCUUCCUCUUCCAGCUCAGCUUCUCUACUCUGGGCAAGGACUACUCUGUGGAAGGUAUGAGUGAUUCUCUGUUGAACUUCCUGCAGCAUCUGCGUGAGUUUGGGCUUGUUUUCCAGAGGAAGAGGAAGUCUCGGCGGUACUACCCCACGCGCCUGGCCAUCAAUCUCUUAUCGGGUGUUUCUGGGGCGGGGGGCACUGCGCAUCAGCCAGGCUUCAUUGUCGUGGAAACCAAUUACCGGCUGUACGCCUGCACAGAGUCGGAGCUGCAGAUCGCCCUCAUUGCCCUCUUCUCUGAGAUGCUCUAUCGCUUCCCCAGCAUGGUGGUGGCGCAGGUCACCCGGGAGAGCGUGCAGCAGGCCAUCACCAGCGGCAUUACGCCCCAGCAGAUCAUCCAUUUCCUAAGGACAAGGGCCCACCCAGUGAUGCUUAAACAGACACCUGUGCUGCCGCCCACCAUCACAGACCAGAUUCGGCUGUGGGAGCUGGAAAGGGACAGACUCCGCUUCACCGAGGGCGUCCUGUAUAACCAGUUCCUGUCGCAAGUGGACUUUGAGCUGCUGCUGGCCCACGCACGGGAGCUGGGCGUGCUGGUGUUCGAGAACGCGGCCAAGCGGCUCAUGGUGGUGACGCCUGCGGGGCACCGUGACGUCAAGCGCUUCUGGAAGUGGCAGAAGCACAGCUCCUGACAUGGGCACCGGGCGACGCCCCGGGGACAUGGGGGGACUGCACGUGGGGACGCUGCUGUUCAAUAAAGUCGGAAAGCGCUCAAAA